CUUAAUGAGGUGGCUGUUAUGCUUUAACCCCCCGCGUGUUACUCUGCGUGGACCGUUCCAUUGGCGGGGGGGUUGAGAGGAGCGUUUGAGGAAGCAGCUGAUCAGAGGAGGAGGAGGGAGACAGAGGAGAACUAUCUGGACCUCCGCGCGUUCUCCUCCUGUGAGGAGCGAUGUGAGAUCUGGAAGAAAGGAGGAGGAAGAAAAAAGGAGCGAGCCUGUCUGUGGAAGGAGCAGAGAUGUCCUCCUGGCUGUCACCCGUGUCAUGGGCCAAGUGGACGUGGACGGCAGUGCGGGGAGGAGAGGGAGAAGAGGAGGAGGAGGAAGGGGAGCAACUUGGAAAGAGAAAUGAGGAAGAAGAGGAGGAGGAGGACAGAUCUCAGGAGUUCAGCUCUGACUCCGAGGGUCACUUCGACACCCCGCAAGCGGCCACUCCCGUCCACACACCUCUGACCGCACCGGGAGAGCUGGAGAAGGACGGCGUGGACGCAGGCGGAGCAGAUGUGGAGCAGGAGCAGAACCUGAUAGUGACUGCUCCCCUCCGGGAUCAGGACCUCCUGAGCGGCUGUACCAUGGGUCAGGAGGAGCCCACGGCCCCCGCUGGAGACCCACUUCAGAUUAGACUCCAGAACCUUGAGGAAGCAAAGGAACAUCACCGCCCAGAAGGCUCGGACUCUCUGCCAAACGUGUCUGCUCUGAACAAAGUCGCAUCCCAAGACCCAAACUUCAGCCACAUUGCAGAUCCAGCCCUAAAUUCAAGUCCUGCUCCCCUCCCAAACCAACUCUCAGCACAAAGCAGUGAACACCCAGACCCAACUCCUUCAGAAUCCACAUCAGAACCAGAACUGAAGCCCAAUGGCCUCUCCAAGCCUGCUCCAAAGACUAAAGUAAACAAAUCCAAACCUCCAUCUCUGCAGACCUGCUUCACAGACGAGGAACAAGAACUUCCUCUUCCCCAGGCCACAUACAACUUUGACCCGAGCCAGCUGGACGAUAGCUUCAACCCCUUCAUCAGUGGCGGGUCCAAAAUCCAGAACUCGCCCCCCCCAUGUGGCCCAGGCUCUGCCCCCAGGCUGGAGCCUCUCGGCAGCUCCCUGUCCGCCUGUGAGGACGUGUCAGCGGCGCCGGCAGAACCAGAAGUGAUGGAUCCGUCCUCAGCGGGGAAACCUGUGCUGCUGGAGUUUGGACUGGAUGAGGGGACGGCCAGCAAGCCCCCCCCAAGGAAGUUAGGAGGGAGGAAGACCAUCAGCAAACUCGCAACAAGGAAGCAGAGACCUAAAGGGUCAGAACCUUCAGAGACCCCUUCUCAACCAGCAUCAGAAACGGAACCAGCACCAGUAGACUCUUCUGGACCUCUAAACUUGGAUGAUGUUCCCAUCCCUAAAUCUGGGACUUACAACUUUGACCCCAGCCAGUGGGAAGACCCCAACUUUAACCCGUUUGGCAGCAACAGCAAGACCAACAGUUCUCCUCUGCCCUCCAAAGGUUCCUACAGUUUUGACCCGGACAGUUUCGAUGACUCCGUGGACCCGUUUACACCUUCCAGGUCCCUGAACUCUGAGGAUACAUCCUGUGGUGGCUCGGACGGAGGCAAACCGAAAGCCAGGCAGAACUCUGGGGACAAGAAAGGGAGACAGAUUCCCAAGAAGAACAAAGACAGGACAAUCACGACAUCCCAACAAGCCAAGUUUCUCUGUUUUCUGUUGAACUCCUGUAAAGUGCAGAAGUAUGAAGACACCCCCUCCCUGGUGCUGGACGUGUGCAGUCAGGAGGACCAGCAAGUGGCGGUUCAGACUCCAGAGAUCACGCAGCGCGUUCAUCACGCCACCGAUGAGGAAAAGCUGGCGUCCACUUGCAUGAUGGGACAGCCAGCAGAGAGCCAGGAGGAGAGGGAGGAGCCCAAAGUGAACCAUGCACCGAUGGAAAAACAAGCGUCCAAUGACACGCCUGCUCUGGACGGUUUGGAACUGAAGGUGAAAGAUCUCCUGGAAGAGAAGCACAGCUUCAGCUUUAAAGAGGAUACGAGUGAGACGUCCAUGAACCAGAAAAAACACGGCGUGGAGUUCCCCGACGCGGCGUCACGGCCACAGGAGGAGGUCCAGCUGAGCGAGAUGGACAAGGCGGCAGUGCUCACUUUGAUCAGAGAGGAGAUCAUCACAAAGGAGAUCGAGGUCAAUGAGUGGAAGAAAAAGUAUGAGGAGAGCAGAGCGGAGGUGAUGGAAAUGAGGAAAAUAGUUGCAGCUUAUGAGAAGACGGUUGCUCAGAUGAUCGAGGACGAGCAGCAGCAGAAGAGCCUCUCCUGCACUAAGUCGGUCCGGCAGCUGACGAUGGAGCGGGACCAGGCGGUGGCCGACCUCAGCUCGGUGGAGCGCUCCUUCGCCGAUCUCUUCCGGAGGUACGAGAACAUGAAAGAAGUCUUGGAAGGUUAUAAAAAGAAUGAGGAGGUGCUGAAAAAGUGUGCACAGGACUACCUGAUGCGAGUCAGGCAGGAGGAGCAGCGAUACCAAACCCUUAAAGUCCACGCCGAGGAGAAGUUUGAUAAAGCUAUUGAGGAGAUAGGUCAGAUCCGUGCCAAGGCCAAUGCUGAGAGUAUCGCAUUGAAUGCAAGUCUAAGGAAGGAGCAGAUGAAGGUGGAGUCACUUGAGAAGGCUGUCCUUCAGAAGAAUCAAGAGAUCGAGGAGCUCACUAAAAUCUGCGACGAACUCAUCGCCAAGUUGGGAACAAAUUAAGAAGUCUUCAAUCAAAGCUCUGAUCAAUAAUCAAGAAAGGAGUUUCAUCAAAGCACAGCAGCAGCAUCAAGAGAAUCUCAUCUGAUAGAGAACUGUGUGGUGGUUUGAUGUUCAGGUUCAUCUUCAGUUUGGAACUCAUUUGGGUUUUUAAAAUGGAGUUUUUGUUUGACCUUAAGAUCCCACGUCUGUAGUAACUACAGAAGCAGGAGCCGACUGCAUCAGUAAAUAAAGAUAAAUAUUUAUAGAGUGCCUAAAUGAAGAAGAAUUCGCCUUUUGGUUCCUAUAUAAUGUCUGUUGUCAUUUUAUUUUUUAAUUUAUCCAGCCCAUUUUACAGGAGAAGCGGUAAAAAUGUGUUCAGGUAUGCAGGAAAAAACUGCAGAAUCUGAACAUCGUCCCCGUUAAGUCAUGAUCACGAUCUAAACAAACGUUUACGAUGAUUCAUGUCAAGAUAUUUGGGAAAUAUGAAGCAGUAAAGUCGUUUUUAUGAUGCAGUGCCAAUAUUUGUUUUUCAAUGAACCUGAUACAGAAGUUACAUAUUGUAAUGUAAAUAUCAGUGGAUUUUAUUGAGUUUUACUUUAUUUCGAAGCCAGAACUUUCUUAUUUCAGAGUUUUUUGUGUUGCUGGAGUGCUUCACAUAAGAGUCGGUGGAUUUUUGCUCUGCAGGUCGACUGCUUUACCUGGUAUUUCUGAAGCCUUAUGGUGAUUUCCUUUGGCGAUGUCAAUGUUUUCUGGUCUGAACUUGAAGGAGCACAUAUUUGUACCAGCGAUCAAUCGUGUUUAUAGAACAGAUUUUUGUAUGAAAAUCCUGUUUCAGCACAAUCAGAUGCCAAAUGUCAGAAAUGCUUUUAUUGUGACAUCUCGUCCUGUUGGUGUGACGCUAGCUUCUCUAAAACAGAUAUUUGUUGUUUUGCAGUACAGUAUAUUUUAUAUUCUAUGAGACGUACAUUGGGAGGUGCCAUGCAAAUAUUUUCAAAACUGAGAAGUAAACUCAGAUUGUAUGUUAUUUUGUCUAUGUCUAAAUAAAUGGUUAUGAUUGGA
Molecule: messenger RNA, 3764 nt
Organism: Oryzias melastigma (Indian medaka)
Lineage: Eukaryota; Metazoa; Chordata; Actinopteri; Beloniformes; Adrianichthyidae
Gene: tacc1
Product: transforming, acidic coiled-coil containing protein 1
Exons: 14
Coding region: 237-2726 (829 amino acids)
Biological process (GO): cell population proliferation; mitotic spindle organization; cerebral cortex development
Cellular component (GO): cytoplasm
Source: RefSeq, a predicted model, not a curated record